AUGAUGCACUCCGCUCAACGUUGGUCGAUUUGCCUGUAGGCGGGAGACGUUAAUAUUCCCGAGAUGAUUUUAACAUUGUGAGCUUGUUAUUGUCGCUGUCUGUGGUUGAAGGCAGUCGGACUACACCUCAAAAUGAGAAGAGCAACCGAAAAUCAAAGAAACACCCUGGAAGGACCUUGUAUUCCAGCAGCGCUCCCGAAUCAUCAUUAUUCCAGGAGACUCCAAUGAAACCCUCUGAGCACCUCAACGGGCUUCCUCGCCCACCUCCCAGGACAAUGUUGCCACUUCAUAGCCCUGAGGUGUGGGACAGACUAAAUCCACCACAGCACCCUCUUCCACCACGGCACCCUCUACCACCACAGCACCCUCUUUCAACACGGCACCUUCUUCCACCUACGGGACCGACCUAUUCUCCAGGGUUUGUCCCAAGCAGCCCGUCUCACAUUGGCUCCCCAGUGAAUCGGUCCCACCCUCUGGCAGGGUGCAGAUUCGCCCCUCUGCAGAACCAACACCAUCAACAACCUCCGCCGUCUUUCUGCUCAUCGAGGUCUGAUCCAGUCAGCGCAACUAACAGUGGUACUACAGCGUUUCCUCACUUCAUGAAGGAUUUAAGUAACCACUUCCUGUCGUCCCAUAUCAGGAGAGAGCAAGGGACUGAAUCCAAGGUCACUUUGUCAAACUCGGGAAGUAAAAAUGUAACGCCACAAAGGCACGCGUCGAGCAAGGAUCAAUCCAGUGAUGUGAGGAGUUCCAUAGGUACAGUCGAGCUCCACAGGCCCCCUAUGAGCCCGUCAUUUUACAUCAGAGGUAUUCAAGGAGUUCACCCGUGGCCCACCUCGGACUCAGAGCAUCGGGCCCACUGGUCCUCUUCGGGCUACCAGCCUUCUCCCAGUACCCAGUCGUCUUACAGAAGUAGUGGUUCCAGUUUACCUGUUAUGCACAAUCUUUUGUCCCCUGGCCAGGAGCAACAUAAACAAACACCUUCGAGUGAAAACAGAAUUCCAGUUGUGGAUUUGAAUUGCACAUCUCAGAAGAGGCACAGAGAUUUUCAAGACCUUGUCGACAGUCCCAAGAAACUCUGUCUUUCGGCUGUGAACUCUGACCAAGCGCAGACACCAAAGCCAACUGUGGGCCGCUCACUGAGCGCAAUGCUGACUCCGCCCUCAAAGACGCAUUCAUUAGCCUUGGAACGGUCCCCCAAAACCCCAAAUCGCCUUCUUUGCACACAACCAUCCUCUGGCCAAUCACCGUGCUUGGAGCUGUCGUCCACAACUAAACCCGCGCAGUCAUCAUGGGCAUCCACGUCACUCAAACCUUGCAUAAAGAAACCGUCAAUGAUUGGAGCAAUGCAAGUCUACUUAAAGGGCACCCAGGAUGACAUCUUGAAGUUGAGAUCACCUUCAAAAAGUCUGGAUGAAGAAAGUUUGAAGCAGUCGGUUCCCCUGGAGGACACAGGUGGCUCCCCUCAGCCAGGCAGCCACCAGUCCCUUCACACUCACGGCAGUACCUCGGGAAUACUAGUCAACGCCGGGAGCAGAGACGAUCACACAGAGGAGAGCAGGAAACCGGACAGCAGCACUCCCAAACAUUGCUCCAAAACAAGUACGGUGGAGCGAAAUAAAACGGCUCGACCACGAAGGCCUGUUGCGAUCCCGGACGAUAUAGAUGAGCUUUUCACUCCUGAUCCUUUGACAUAUGUUGUCAGCUCUGCCCACAAGACCCCAAAGCCCAAGAUGGCCGGGAUCAAAUCUCCCGCCUCGGAGAACAGCUGUUCGUCCAGCCCUUUGACUAAUGGAUCCUCCUGUCGAAAGACGAGUUCACACGCGACGGACGCCAAAGUCUCAUCCCCGCCGUCGUCUCAUCAGGCAAAAGUCCCCGUGCCGACUGUGGCUUUAGAGCGGGUACAACUUGAACACUUGAAAUACGCUUUCCGAAAUGACUCAAAAAACAGCCCCCUCACUUCUUCGGUUAACAAGCCAAAGGAUGAUGGUCUAAAAUCGAACGACAAGCCCACACCUCUCCCCCCGAACCAGGGGAGUCACGGCGAGUUAGAGACAGGCCCCGCAACCUCCACGCCUCACUGCUCUCGUCCUCUACCGCCGGAGAGGCGAGCAAGUGAUGGGCGCAGGAGGCCGGCGAGCGAAGAAGAUCCCAUUGAUCUGGACCUGGACUUGGGCCUAAGCUUUGCGGUGGAUAUGGAUCUAACCCAGAGCUCCCAAAGCAGUGAGGAGGAGCAGCUUCUCUCCCUGCAGGAGAUGAUGGAGCGCGUCAGCAAGCCUCCAGCCACGCCAGCAAAGCUGGCUUUCUCCGAGCCGGGCACACCCGGAAAUCACAGCUGCCCGUCGAGCACCCAGCUGUUGGCAGCCACUAAGUUGGGCAUCUACAAGAACAACCUCGACCAGAUGCUGGAGGAAAUCAACACCAAUAAAAGAGCUAAAGAGAUUGAGUCACAACUUCUAACUGCGUGUAAAGAGGACCUGCUGAGGAUAGCUGAAUAUGAGGAGGCGGAGGAGAACCGGGAGGAGGGCGUCUCCACCGAACAACAGGAAUUCCUGCAACGCUACUCUUUGAUGUCCAACGCUAUCAGAGAAGUGCCUCCGGGAGAAGUGGUGUUCAACCUGGAGAGAUUUGGCCAGAUCUUUGACCAUGAGACGCUGCAGCUCAGACGGUGCAUGGUCAACCCGCAGGGCACGGCGCAGAAAACGCUUCUUUGGUCCAGUCCUGCCCAACUCAGGUUGCAUCUAAAUAUUGGAUUGUUCCAGGAAGCUUAUAAUUGUCGUUCGCCCUGUCCAACUCAGGUUACCCGUUUCCUGUUCAAGAUGAUGUCAGUCCAUAGUGAGAGGCUGGUAUGUGAAAAGAUACUCCAGGCUCUGUGUGACAUCGCCCGCACUGCUGCUUAUCAGAUAGUGAAAAAUGAAAGCCAGCAGUUUAAGGUGUGGGUGCCCAGUUUGGCCGAUGUGGCGCUGGUUCUGUUGAAUAUGGGAGUUUCGUUCGUUACUCUUUUCCCUUUUGAGAAUCUGCAGCCUCCCUUCACCGAGGGAGAUCUGCUUGAGGACAUUCAUAUCAAAAGUGAAAGUCCCUCCAGCAAGGAGGAACCAAAAGCGUUCCCUGAACACAACUGCAACAACAUCUUGAAGUACCUGUCUUACUGCAUGGGCCUUUGUCCACGAGUGUACAGCGACGACGAGCUGCUGCUGCUGCUGACCGUGGUGGCGAAGGUGGGCCUGGACUCGCGCCUCCUCCUCACGUCCAGCACCGAGCUGUACCCUCUCCAGUACAAAAUCGUCAACAACGUGAGGGACUGGGACACAAUGCUGCCUCGAAUCUGCAUGGACCUUACCGAUCUGACGGAUGACCACCACAACAUGUGCCUGCUAGUUCAGCUGCUUCCUGACAACACGCGUGGGAAACAACUGCGUCGACAUCUGAGCCUGUCCAUGAUCUCGAAGCUGUUGAACGGAACAUGCACCUACAGGCCGAGAGAAAAGGAGUUUGAGCUCUCCGAUCUGAGGCCCUAUCUGCCCCGGAUGCAGCCCUCCGCGCUACUCCGAAGCAUGCUGAGUCAGAGAAAUAAAGGAGAGGACGUAGCCACCCUCGACCAACAGUCCUACUACCUCUGCUAUAGCCUUCUGACUUUGGCAAAUGAAGCGUCAAACUACCAGUUCUUCCCGGCUAAUCAAAAGACACAGCUGCUGUCCAUGUGCUCCGAGCUGGAAACGCACGUUAAGUGCGACAUCAGAGAGAGUGAGAAAUGUCUUUAUCGGAGCAAGGUGAAGGACCUCGUGGCCAGGAUCUACACCAAGUGGCAGAUGCUCCUUCAGAGGACCAGGCCUCUCCAUGGCCAGUUGUAUGAUUAUUGGCAGCCUUUGCCCGUUGACACAUUGAUGAGCAGCCAAGAGGAGCACGAGAUGGACAGCGAUGAUGGAGAGGGGCCAGGGUCCGAGGACGAUGAAGAAGAGAGAUCCAAUGAUGGCAAACAGAUUUUGAUAACUGACGAGGACGAGGAAGAAGAUGACACAAUGGAUGACACAAAUGAGACAGAGAACUACAAGACUGCAGAAGAAAUGUUGGGAGACGAUACAAAGGAGGAAACAAAUGAGCCCGGGGACGACAAGACUGCAGAAGAAAUGUUGGGAGACGAUACAAAGGAGGAAACAAAUGAGCCCGGGGACGACAAGACUGCAGAAGAAAUGUUGGGAGACGAUACAAAGGAGCCCGGGGACGACAUGACUGCAGAAAAAAUGUUGGGAGACGAUACAAAGAAGCCCGCGGACGACAUGACUGCAGAAGAAAUGUUGGGAGACAAUACAAAGGGACCCGGGGACGACGAGACUGCAGAAGAAAUGUUGGGAGACAAUACAAAGGAGGAAACAAAUGAGCCCGAGGACGACAUGACGGCAGAAGAAAUGUUGGGAGACGAUACAAAGGGGCCCGGGGACGACAUGACUGUAAAAGAAAUGAUCGGAGACGAUACAAAGGGGCCCGGGGACGACAUGACUGCAGAAGAAAUGUUGGGAGACGAUACAAAGGGACCCGGGGACGACAUGACGGCAGAAGAAAUGUUGGGAGACGAUACAAAGGGGCCCGGGGACGACAUGACUGCAGAAGAAAUGUUGGGAGACGAUACAAAUGAACCCGGGGACGGCAUGACGGCAGAAGAAAUGUUGGGAGACGAUACAAAGGGACCCGGGGACGACAUGACGGCAGAAGCAAUGUUGGGAGACGAUACAAAGGAGGAGACAAAUGAGCCCGGGGACGACAUGACUGCAGAAGACAUUUUGGUAGACGAUACAAUGGAUGAAACAAGCAGGACCGAGAACAACCUGAUGCCAGAAGAGUUGAGUGAAGUACAGGAGCAAACGGAGGCUGGAAAGGAGGAGCGUAGUGAGAUGGAGUCUGAAAACCCGUUUGAGACCGGAGAAGCUUCUCACCAUAACCAGGUCGCAGCAUGUGACAUGGGCUCAUAGAGAUUUUAUUUAUCACGGCUCUUGGGUUACUCUUAAACUCAAUUUGCACUAUUAUCCUCCCCAUCCAUCUCCACCCCCCCCCCCCCUCCUCCCUUCCCAAGUUUCAUCUUCAGUCCAAAUACUAUUUGUAUAUUUAUGAAUAAAAACAUUUUAGAAGAGAGCACAAAGUGAGUGUUGCUCACAAAGAAAAUAUUGUUUUAUUUUUUUGUUUUUUAUAUAUUGAUAAAUAUUUUGUGAAUGCCUCUUAUUUGUGCCUGUUUUAACUCCUUUUAGUUUUGUUAUGUGUAUAUUGCUGCUGAGUAGUGCUGUGUUUAAAGAGAGGGAUUCUUUUGAAUCCUUGUUUUUGUGCCAUGUUAAUUUAGAGAAUUUAAGUCAUUUCUCGUUGUGUAACUCUGCUGAUGGGAAGCUCUUGUACCAUAUUUACCACUUUCUUCUACAAAACAGCCUCAAGUGUAAACACCCGACAUACUGUUCAAAAUCUACUCCCACUAUGCAACAGUUUUACUGUAAGUUAAAUUUAUUUUAGAAAUGAGAUUUGCUUAUAGCAGGUUUCUCCCCCCCAGGUCCGUCUGUUCAUAGCAGGAAAGGUACAGGCAUUGACCAAUGCCAACAAAGAUAUCGCUGUUCUCCAAAUGUGCCUGUGAGCAACGAUGGUGUGACUGAACGCGAAGGACUUAAAUGGAAUACGGCGAUAGUUCAUUUUAAUACUCAGCUGUGCUUGUCUUACUGUGACGUACUAUUAAAGUAACUGUAAAUAGUUUCAGGAUACACAUAAUCUUGUUUUGGAUUCAUUGUUGUAAUUUCACUGUUUUGUUGGAUGUGUGCAAUUUUUCAUAUUCCCCCUUUGGGGAAAUAUUUUUUUAAUGAUAAAUACUGCCAAAUGGAGAAAAUAAAUAAAACUUUGGACAACAAUAUUGUCAA
Gasterosteus aculeatus aculeatus (three-spined stickleback) is the source of this 5888-nucleotide messenger RNA. The record is from RefSeq and is a predicted model, not a curated record. Lineage: Eukaryota; Metazoa; Chordata; Actinopteri; Perciformes; Gasterosteidae.